CGAAUCGGACUGAUGGCACACUCGAUCCAAAACCACAAGAUACAAUGAAGUACUUCGCGAUUUUGCUGUUGGCAACCGCCGUGUUAGCGGCCGAGAAGAAGGUCGAAAAAGAGGUUGACCCAAAAAAACAUGACAAACGAAGUUUGUUUCAUGGUGAUCUUGGCUAUGGUCUUGGUGGUAUCUCGACCUAUGGUCUGGGAAGCGGUUUAAGCGGUAUCUCGAGCUACGCUCUGGGAGGAUAUCCGUCCUAUGGUCUGGGAAGCUACGGCUACGGUCUGGGAAGCUACGGUCUGGGAGGCUACGGUCUGGGAAGCUACGGCUACGGUCUGGGAGCAUACCCGGCUGGACUCAGCACAAAGAUAAUCGGAUCGGGACUGUCAGGAUACGCCGUAGGAAAUAGCCUGGCUUCCGCCUACGCUUCUGGAUUGGGAUACGGAAGUGGUUUUGGAGGUUACUACGCUGGCGGCCCUGCGAUCGCUGCUGGUCACGCCACCGGACUCGGCCUGUUGCACAGCGUAGCGCAUCCUAAAACCGAACGCAUCACCGGUCUCACCGUACACCGCGAGGUCCAAGUGCCAGUCCCGGUGCCGCAGCCAGUCCCUGUUGAAGUGACCAAGCACGUGCCCGUCCCACAUCCCGUACCCGUCAAGGUAGAUCGUCCCUAUCCAGUUCCAGUGGCGCAACCAGUACCUGUUCCAGUCACUCGUCACGUGCCCGUAAGGGUCGAUCGUCCUUACCCGGUCGCAGUACCACAACCCGUCGAAGUACGCGUGCCACAACCGGUCCCAGUUCCGGUAUCGCAUCCAGUACCCUACCCAGUCUCCGUCACAAAACACGUCCCUGUCUCCGUGCCAUCCGUUAACGUCGUGCCAUCAACCCUCGGCGUUGUGCCGUCUACCCUCGGCGUUGUACCGUCGUCCGUCGGUGUUAUACCGUCGUCCGUCGGUGUUGUACCGUCAACCGCCGUUGGCGUCGUACCGUCGUCUGUUGGCUUUGCGUCUGGAAUUGCAACCGGAAUUGCGUCUGGACACGAAUACGUCGGUCUAGGAUCCAGCAGUCUGGGAGCCGUCUCGGGUCCAGCUCUGAGCACCGGUUUCAGCAGCGGCUUGGUGGAUGGUGGUCACCUCGUCACAAGCGGUGUGGAACACCUUGGCGGUGUGGAACACCUUGGCGGUGUGGAACACGUUGGAAUUAGCAGCGGUGUAGUGCCGACUUUGGGAACCAGCGGCUCAUACGUGACAUCUCACGAAAUCAAUGGCGGAUUUGUACAUGCGGCGCCAUUGAGGAAAUGGUAAACUUAAGCCGACAGCUCAAUUGGACGUGUGUCUUUUGAAGCACUUCUCCAGCGUAAUUUACCGAUCAAACGUGCAAAAUACUAAUUGCGUUAUGUACGUUGUCGAAUAAAUUUAUAUUUUUCUACCGUAUCUCACAGAGUCGUUAUUUAACUAUGUUAAUUGUCAUUAUGCGACUAUGCUACGGCUCUUUUACUUUAAGGUAAAAUAUUUCAGAUUCCUGAUACUGUCUAAGAUUUUGUAUCUUUUUUGUUAAAUAAUUACCAGAAAUCAAAACUUGAAAUCAAGAAAAGAAAUUAUUCUCUUUAUCUUACAAUUCCUUUCGUUUUAGUAUCUUCAAUAUAAUUGUUUUACAACAUUCUCUAAAAUAAAUUUCGGUACUUUUCUAGUCUAAUAAGUUAGAUUUGUACCUUGUAAAUCUCUUAUCAAAAAAUAAAAUUAAAAAAUAAAA
Molecule: messenger RNA, 1743 nt
Organism: Monomorium pharaonis (pharaoh ant)
Lineage: Eukaryota; Metazoa; Arthropoda; Insecta; Hymenoptera; Formicidae
Product: skin secretory protein xP2
Exons: 2
Coding region: 45-1295 (416 amino acids)
Source: RefSeq, a predicted model, not a curated record